Molecule: messenger RNA, 4017 nt
Organism: Phytophthora sojae
Lineage: Eukaryota; Oomycota; Peronosporomycetes; Peronosporales; Peronosporaceae
Product: phosphatidylinositol 3 and 4-kinase-like protein
Exons: 3
Coding region: 1-4017 (1338 amino acids)
Biological process (GO): phosphatidylinositol-3-phosphate biosynthetic process; phosphatidylinositol 3-kinase/protein kinase B signal transduction; cell migration
Cellular component (GO): phosphatidylinositol 3-kinase complex; plasma membrane; cytoplasm
Molecular function (GO): 1-phosphatidylinositol-3-kinase activity; 1-phosphatidylinositol-4-phosphate 3-kinase activity
Source: RefSeq, a predicted model, not a curated record
AUGCUCGGCCGCCCGUCCAGCCGCGAGUCGCUGGCCUCGUCCUACGCCGCGUACGAGGCCAGCAAGGCCUUCGACAACGUCGACAGCUCGCUCGUGCCGUCCUUCGCGGCCAUGAACCCGCUGGCGGGGCGCGGCGCCACGGGGGCGGGCGCGCCGCGCUGGCAGCCCGUGCCGGGGCUGUACCACAGCAAGGAGUCGCUCUACUUCCGCUCGGCCGUGGGGCAGCUGCUGCAGCGCGCGCACGCCGAGAUCUCCCCCACGGACCUCGAGGUGCGCGCCAACACGCCCGAGUUCCGCGUCGAGGACGGCGACUGGGUGGCGCACAAGGGCCAGACCAAGUUCGCGCUGGACACGCCGCAGUUCCUCAACUGCGUGGCGCGCAUCCCGGCCAACCUCAUCAUCUCGCAGCACCAGGUGUCGCACGCCGUGCCCUCCAAGCUCGUGAGCGGCGUGCUGCGCAAGCGCGGCGAGGGCAUCAAGGCCUUCAAGAAGCGCUACAUGGAGCUGGACGGCAGCGUGCUGGCCUACUACCGCAAGAAGCCCGAGAAGCACGGCAUCCCGCUCAGCCGGGACGAGAAGAAGAGCUACGAGAAGGGGUUUAUUGAUCUGGAUCGAGUGUCGUCUGUGCAGCCCAUUGACAGCAAGUCGGAACCUUACGGGUUCCUCCUGGUCACGACAGCCAGGACGUGGGUGCUCGCGGCCGAGUCAGAGAGCGAGUACCAUCGCUGGGUCAAGGCGCUGUGUGGAGUCGUCAAGUUCUCAGCCGUCCACGUGAUCUACAAGCGGCAGUUCCAGCUGAGAGAGGUGAACGCUCAAGCCAUUACGGACGUGAGGAUGGCCGUGACCACGAGUGACACGGUGGGGGAGAUCGUCGAGCACAUCUUCAACUGCUACAAGCAGGCGCUGGAUGCGGCACCGCUCAAGCCGUAUGACCCCACCGAGUACCUGCUCAAGAUCACGGGCUUCCGCGACUACAUGAUCGACCGCUUCCGCAUCCUGAACGAGUACGUGCACGUCCGAGAGUGUCUGAUGACCAAGAAGACGAUCAGAUUGACGGUGGUGCACAAGUCCAUCAUCCGCGAGACGGCCAUGCUGAAUCUGAGUAUCCGCAGCAACCUGCAGCUGGCAGGGGAUUCCAGAGCGAGCAGAGCCACGGGGAACCAGGUCGACGAGGCGCUGGAAGCGGAUCGAUCCGCGUCGCUGCAGAUGACGACGCUGGGCGAUACGGACUGGGAGCAGACUCAACCUGAUAAGAAGGCUCCGAUCCCCAGUGUCAUGGUGCAGGAACCUUUCGCUAUCCGGAUCCACCGCGUCCUCAACAUCCCGCGGACGACGUGUGUGCUGAAACGAACCAGUGAAGCGGCCAAUAUCUCCCAAGUUGAGCUGGCUAGUGCGAGCGUGUUGGUUCGUAUCGCGCUUUACGAUGGGGGGCAAUUGAUUGAUAAUUCUGUCGUGGAUACCUCGGAUGUUCGUCUGAAGGCCCAGCGCAACGACUUCUUGUACGUGGAGUGGACGAACCCGGUGUGGCACAAGUUCAACAUUGGUAUUUCAGAGAUUACACGUACGAUGCGUGUGGAGUUGACUGUGAUUGGAAUCAAGAAGGUUAUUGGCGGCAGGUCGAACGGACAAGAAGAGAAGAUGCUCGUGACUGGAAUCAACGCGUUCGAGGUGGAUGGCAUGCUUACGCAAGGCUUGCAGUAUGUUCGUAUGCUGAAUAAUCUGUACUCUUGUGUGCAAGGCCCAGUGCCGCACGUGGCGUUGCCCAACGAGCCGUUGAUCCAGGUCGAGUUUUGCAAGUUCGAUGCCCCCGUCAUUUUUGACUGGAGUGACACCGACUUGCUCGCGUCAAGUGUUCGUCCACACCGAGCCAGUAUUGUCCAGAGCAGUCGGUCAAACAUGCUGCACAAGGAAGGGUGGCUCCGGAAGGUUGGGAACUACAAGAGCUUGACCCGUUGGCGGCGAAGGUGGUUCAUCGUGGACCAGAGCACCUGUUCACUCAGCUAUGCUGACGAUCAGACAGCAGCCCGCAAGCAGAUCUCGUUGAAAAACUGCAGUGUCAGCACAGCCGAUGACAUGAACCAAACAUUCACGACUGCGCCAGUCAACAGCGGUACGCGAAGGGUGCGUCAAACGUGGUGCUUCAAGGUGCGGCCUGUGAACUCCUCGCGUGAGUACAUAAUGUCGGCCGACACCAAGCAAUCUCGCGAGGCCUGGAUGAAUGCUAUUCAGACUGUUGCAAGCAACGGGUCAUUUUUCAGCGAUACUAUUACGUUUGGAGAGACGAACAAUGGUGAAUUGCUCUUUGAAGAAAGCCCACGACCAAGCAUCAGUGACCAACUGGGCAGAUUUAGUAUUUCGACUCCGUCAAAGCAGCGUCGGGACUCCGGCUCCUGUACCAGUGAUAGCUCAGGUCAGCAUGACACCUGUCUGAAGGAUCUCCGGAAACUGAUUUUGUUGGACCCGCUGUAUCGCUUCAGCCCCUACCAGAAGACUCAGCUGUGGAUGUACCGCGAGGAGUUGCUCGAUAUAUUCCAAGCGUUGCCUCGAGUGCUGUCCUGUGUUCACUGGGACGAUCCUAUGGAGGCUGAAGAAGCGCUAUCACUCUUACCGCGUUGGGCUGAGCCUGACCACCAAGCAGCUUACAUCGAGCUUUUGAAUGGCGAGUUUGCCAAUGAAGGUGUACGCACAUUCGCGGUGCAGAAGCUCGGUCUGAUGGCUGAUACGACCUUCAGUUAUUUCUUGCCGCAGCUUGUCCAAGCGAUCAAGUAUGAGAACCACCACGCGUCACCUCUGGUUAUGCUGCUGAUUGAACGUGCCAUUAAGAACCCGAACCAAAUCGGCUUCGAUCUCUUCUGGAGCAUGAAGGUGGAAUCACACAAUGAGCAGUACCGCGAGCGUUACGGAACGAUCUUGAACACGUACUUGGAUGUGUGCAGUUCGAAGAUGCGUGCUAUUCUGAAGCUGCAGGACAAGCUCUUCUCAGAAGGUGGAAUGCUGGAGCGUAUUUGCCAGAGCGUGAAGGCAAAGAAGAACGAUGGCCCGGCAGAGAUGAAGCGCGCAAUGCAGCAAGGACUCGAGGCGCUGAACGAGCUAUUGCCUGGUUCUUUCCAGCUGCCGCUUGACCCUCGUAUCGAAGUGGGUAAAAUCAUCGUGAGCAAGUGCCGCGUGAUGGACUCGGCGAAGAAGCCGUUGUGGUUGGUAUUUGAGAAUGCCGAAGAGGGUGGCGAUCCUGUGACUGUGAUGUUCAAGGCUGGGGACGAUGUACGCCAGGAUUGUUUAACACUGCAGUUGAUUCGUCUGAUGGACGAAAUGUGGCGUGAAGAAGGUCUUGAUCUAGCAAUGGAGCCGUACAAAUGUGUUGCCACCUCGCCGAUGACGGGUAUUCUUCAGAUAGUGCCCAAUUCGGUCACUACGGCCGAUGUACACAAGCGCGGCGGUAUUUUGGGGUCGUUCAAGGAUCCGAUUUUUGCCGAGUGGAUUCAUGCCAAUAACCCGGAUGCCAAAAGCCACAAGGCAGCCAUCAGCUUGUUCACACGCUCAUGUGCUGGCUACUGCAUCGCAACAUACGUACUCGGCAUCGGUGACCGCCACAACGACAACAUCAUGAUCUCUUCAGCGGGACGCUACUUCCACAUUGACUUCGGUCAUUUCUUGGGACACCUGAAGUACAGUAUGGGGAUGGCUCGUGAGCGCUCUCCUUUCGUGUUCACGAAAGAAAUGGCGUACGUGAUGGGCGGAACCCAGGGGAAAGACUUUGGCACCUUCGUGGAUAUCGCCAGCAUUGCGUACAAUGUGUUGCGGCGGCACAUGCACUUGCUUGUGUCGCUGCUGCUGCUGAUGGUGCCGGCCGAUAUGCCUGAGUUGACGGGUCGCGAUGACAUCAACUAUAUCGUGUCGACCCUCAAGCCAGAGUUCUCAGAAGAGCAGGCGUGUGAAUCUCUCCUACAGACCGUCUCUAAUUGUCUGGGAAGUUGGUCAAGGCGCUUUGACAACACUAUCCACAAUCUUGUUCACUAA